Cololabis saira (Pacific saury) is the source of this 4772-nucleotide messenger RNA. It is a transcript of the gene ppp3cb, whose product is annotated as protein phosphatase 3, catalytic subunit, beta isozyme. The coding region runs from base 257 to 1810 and encodes 517 amino acids. Lineage: Eukaryota; Metazoa; Chordata; Actinopteri; Beloniformes; Belonidae. The record is from RefSeq and is a predicted model, not a curated record. The transcript is spliced from 14 exons. Gene Ontology annotation, molecular function: calmodulin-dependent protein phosphatase activity; calmodulin binding. Gene Ontology annotation, cellular component: cytosol; cytoplasm; calcineurin complex. Gene Ontology annotation, biological process: calcineurin-NFAT signaling cascade.
CAGAGCCCCCGCAGCAGCAGCAGCGGCAGCAGCAGCAGCAGCAGUAACAGGCUUCCCCCGUCCGAGGACGCGCGGAGGCUCCAGCCAGUGAUGCCACAGCUGCAGCAGGAGAAGCACGCAGAGACUGAGCUGCCCAUCCACCCCUGCCGGAGGACCCUACAGCAACACCUCACCCCCUGACAGAGGAGAGAGAUUCCCCCCCGACCCCCAAACCCCAACCCGACCCCCUCGGCUCUGGUCCCGUCCCGACUCCAGGAUGUCCGACUGCAGCGCAAGUGCCAGCGACCGGCCGAUCAAAUCGGUCCCCUUCCCCCUGGCCCACCGGCUCACCAUGAAGGAGGUUUUUGACGCGGAGGGCCGGCCGCGGGUGGACCUGCUCAAAGCUCACCUCACCAAGGAGGGCCGGCUGGAGGAGGCCGUGGCUCUGCGCAUCAUCGAUGAGGGCGCCGCCAUCCUGCGCCAGGAGCGCACUAUGUUGGAUAUUGAAGCGCCAGUCACGGUGUGCGGAGAUAUCCACGGCCAGUUCUUCGACCUGAUGAAGCUGUUUGAAGUGGGAGGUUCUCCUGCUAACACGCGCUACCUCUUCCUAGGGGACUAUGUGGACAGGGGCUACUUCAGUAUCGAGUGUGUGCUGUACCUUUGGUCACUGAAAAUCCUCUACCCAAAGACGCUCUUUCUUCUCCGGGGAAACCAUGAAUGUAGACAUCUGACAGAAUAUUUUACCUUCAAACAAGAAUGUAAGAUCAAGUACUCAGAGCAGGUGUACGACUCCUGCAUGGAGGCGUUUGAUUGCCUGCCCUUGGCAGCCCUGAUGAACCAGCAGUUCCUGUGCGUGCAUGGCGGGCUCUCGCCAGAAAUCCACACGCUGGAUGACAUCAAGAAGUUGGAUCGGUUCAAGGAGCCCCCGGCGUUCGGGCCCAUGUGCGACCUGUUAUGGGCCGACCCGCUGGAAGACUUUGGCAACGAGAAGACCCAGGAAUACUUCGGUCACAACACAGUGAGAGGAUGCUCCUAUUUUUACAGUUAUCCAGCAGUGUGCGAGUUCUUACAGACCAACAACCUACUGUCAAUCAUCAGAGCACAUGAAGCGCAGGAUGCUGGGUACCGCAUGUACAGGAAGAGUCAGACUACAGGUUUUCCUUCACUCAUCACCAUCUUCUCUGCUCCUAACUACUUGGACGUCUACAACAACAAAGCCGCCGUGUUAAAGUAUGAGAACAACGUGAUGAACAUCCGUCAGUUCAACUGCUCUCCUCACCCCUACUGGCUGCCCAACUUCAUGGACGUGUUCACGUGGUCGCUGCCGUUCGUGGGAGAGAAGGUGACAGAGAUGCUGGUCAAUGUUCUGAGUAUCUGCUCUGACGACGAACUCGUGAACGAUGGAGAGGAGAUCUACGAUGCCAGCGCAGCGGCAGCCAGGAAAGAGGUGAUCAAAAACAAGAUCCGCGCCAUCGGGAAGAUGGCCAAGAUGUUCUCCGUGCUCCGGGAGGAAAGUGAGAACGUGUUGACCCUGAAGGGCCUGACUCCCACCGGCAUGCUGCCCAGCGGCGUGCUGUCUGGGGGCAAGCAGACUCUGCAGAGCGCUACCAUUGAGGCCAUAGAAGCUUUCGAGACAGUUAAGGACACUGAAGCCAUCCGCGGCUUCUCCCCACAGCAUCGGAUCAGCAGUUUCGAGGAGGCCAAAGGUCUGGACCGGAUCAACGAGAGGAUGCCGCCGCGCCGCGACGCCGUCAACAGCGUGGGCCUUUCAAUGGGCCGUAUGAACAUGGGAGAACCCAAUGGGACAGACAGCAACAGCAAUAUACAGUGAUGGACACGAUGCAUCCACAUGCCCUGACCAAUACCUGCAGUUACUAUCAUAUGGUACCAUAUUUAUAGAUACGUGUACAUAGGCUUAUAUACACAAGAGAAGUGCAUCACAAAUAGACACAGUGUUUCAUACACUUAUCGGGCUACAGACAUCUCAACACUUACAUGGCAUCACACACACACAUACACACAUGCACAUAAAGACACACUGUUACCAACUUUACCAUUGCCCUCAGCUGUUAUUUAAAGGCAUGAGCAUACCCGGACUUUAGCACCGAAGGCUGAGUGUCUUUACCCAAGUGAUCAGCCUUCUUCUUGAGAACGACAUCUUCCGUGUACCUGCACAAACGCAGCAAAGGAGCUCCAAAGACACUCCCCGUGCUAAGCCAGAGAAUCUACCGUUCAGUGUGUGUGUUUGGGGGUUACCACCGGGUCAACGGUGUCAGUGGCAUUUGGUUGGUGUGUUGUUUUGGGGCAGGGUGGAUGUGUUCAAGUGCGGGGGUGGAAAUCAGGGCGGACAGCAUCAAAGACAUAAAGUAUCUGCUUUUUUCUUCUGGCGUUUGCAGUCCCGAGACGGGGCGCAAAACCAAAUUUAGGUUGAUUAUAGAGAGUUGUGGACACGCCUUCUUGCAUAUGUGCGUGCACAUGCUUAAGUGUGUAAGUGUACAUGCAGUUAUACUCUUGUGAAAAAGAAAGUUUGAACGUUUUACACAUCAGGAAAUAAUACACGCACACAAAUACACACACAUAUGCAUAUAUAUAUAUAUAUAUAUAUAUAUAUAUAUAUAUAUAUAUAUAUAUAUAUAUAUAUAUAUAUGUAUAUAUAUAUAUAUAUAUAUAUAAUCAGGUUCUUACCAGGUGUUAAAUUAGCAAAAUACAGUUUCAGAUGAGCCACAAUGGAAAGUAAUUUCCAUAAUUUUAUUCUGUAACUGUCUUAAAUCGUUGUGGGGGUAUUUCCUCCCGACUUUCUCUACAAAGUUGCUUCAGUUCAUUGAAACUGACAAAGCUGCUGCUUCUUCCAGUGACCACACAUGCUGAUGAUUAGUUGAUCAACUCCAUUUAAUUAACAGCUCCUCGCUGCUAUGUGUCCUCUUAAUUUCUGCGGAAGCAAUGAGUCUAAACUUUGUUUUUGCACUCAGAACUUCUCAAUUUUUGCCUUAUUUUCUGAUCAAUAGACGAAGAUACGGCUGUGAGAUGUCAUCUGAGGUUGUGUUUACCUCAAUUAAAGACCUGGUAAAGACCAGAUGAUGUUUUACUAUGCCCUGAUGGGACAUUUCAACAUGGAAUUGAAAGAGUCUGUCCUUUCUUUUUCAGUCAUGGGUAUAUUUGAAAAGGUGUCUCUGUUUGCAAGUCUUUUGCCGACUGUCACGCAACAGCGAGAACAUUUUCAAUGCAUGGUGUUGCGGCUAUCUGUCAGCAAGAGAUGUGGAGAGAUUAUCUCAGCUGCAGUCUAAUCUGAGCCCUCGCUAUCCUUUUCUUUUGCUGAGGAGAUUCCUGUUUACUUUUGUAGCAUUACACUGCACACCUCCUCCGCUUGGAGUCAAGUGGAGGAUUUCCCUUCUCCAAAACUCUGGUUCCUGGCAGGCUAGCGCUUGGGAAAAGGCUCGAAACCAGACCUGGAUCGUAUUUGAGGGAGUUUCUGCCUACCUGUUGAGUGUAAAAGAAGAUAUAUUGAAAGAUAUUUUAUUGCACAUUUGACGCGUAUGAUCACAGGAUGCAAGAUGCAGUAUAACAGAAGUAGGAUGCUUUAUUCAUCUGUGAAAGCCAGGGGGAGCAAAAUGUGAAGUCAUGCUCUUCAUUUUCUUUCUACAUCAUCCUUUCUUCUCCUGCUGCUGUCUGAUACGAGACGGCAGCGAUGGCCAACGGUGGAAGUGAUAUUUCACAGAGGUUACAGACUCUUCUAGUGAAGGCAGCAGCCAAGAUAACGAGAAGAAGUUAGAAGAAAAAAGGUCUUUGUAAAGCAUUUAUAUUAAUGCAUCAGUGCAUGCAGAGUUAAGUUCUUUGAUAAUAAUGUGAAGAUUAUAUUUGUGCUCUGUGUUUCACUAUAGUAGGACAUGUUUUCUUGUUUUUCUGGCUAAUAUAAAUGAACUGAGGUAUAAUGAAUCAUUUAUUUUGUACAUAAUGUUAAUUUAAUUUAUUUUUUCUAUUCAUUUUGUGUUAUUUUUUUUCACAUCCUCUUUCUUUUCUCUUUUUCAACAACCUGUGUUUUAUCGGUCUGAUGCUGUACAGAACGACAGUACGCUUCUAUUCAAAGUGUCACGUCCACGUUCUCUCCUCUCUACUUUGUCAAUGUACAGGAGUUGUUUUUAACGAUAAAUAUGAAUAACGAUAAACAAAUAUUAAACUAGCAUUGAUGAAUGACCAUACUAUAUACAAAGGCACAGGCAUUCAGGCAGCCAAAAGCAUGAUUGCAUGGUUAAAAUCUGCGCUGCUCAAAGCUAAAAGGGGCAGACGCGUUUUAACAGAAGAACCAGUGUGUUGCCAUCACAGUUUAAAGGAAACACGUGUACGCUCUCUGAUCUUAAUUCUUGAGGAUUCCUCUUGUUAUUUGAUGAUAUUUAUGAUUCAAUUACUAUUAUGAUUCUAUUUAUUAUGAACAUUAUUCUUAAUAUUUAAACUCUCUCUCUCUGCUGGUUGCUGUUCAUGUUGCGUUGCUCCUUGGUUGAUCUUGUGCUUCUUUGAGAAAGGUGAACCCCUGGGAGACCCUGUGCCAUAGAAAUUGUGCCACGGUUCGUUUGUUCUUUCUUUCUUUCUUUCUUUCUUUCUUUCUUUCUUUCUUUCUUUCUUUCUUUCUUUCUUUCUUUCUUUCUUUCUUUCUUUCUUUCUUUCUUUCUUUCUUUCUUUCUUUCUUUCUCUCUGUCUUUCUGCUCUCUCUGUUUUGACUCCCCAGUCACUAACACUGUAAGCAUGCCCCAUGGGAUGAUCCACUUUUUUACUCUUGAAUAAAAUAUGCAUGAACCUUU